AUGGAAAACCCAGUUGAAGAGAUCCCGCAGGUGAUCCAUCUGCUCACCCAGUCUAUCCCCUCAGUGCAGCAACAGACAGUUGAAAAAUACUUCACGCCCUCUGCCUCAAUUACGCAUCCAUUCCUACAUUCUGGUUCAUUCCAAGGCAGCCGAUGGCUGAUUAGUCGGAUAUUUCUUUUCUAUAAAAUCAUGUCGCCGCAUGUUGAUCUGCAAGUGAAAUCAGUAGCGUUUGACCGCGAUAACUUGCUUUUAUACGUCACCGUGUCCCAAGUCUUCCGCAUAUUCAUUGUCCCUUUCUACACCGCACCGGUUACUCUUACUACGGUGCUGCAGCUCGUCAAGGGAGUAGAACAAGAUAGCCCAGCCCAGCACCGUCACAAAGUACCGGUUGUUGAGCUUACCAACUCGAAUACGGACCUUCUGGCUUCCUCUACGUCAAUCCCGGCAGAGGAAUACGCUAGCACUACAGUUGAGCCGUGCAGUUCUACGAAGCCGCUGUAUUACAUCGCUUCGCAGAAUGACUUAUACCAAACAAACGAGUAUGUGAAAUUUGUCAUACCAUAUGGGAUUGGGGAGGCGUUUGUUCUAUUUUGGCAUGCGUUUGCUACUCUAUUUUGCGUGCUGGCUUCCUACGUCUUUUGGCCGAUUGCAUGGGCAGAGGAGAAGGGUAUACUUCAGGUUACCAGGUUUGACAGUACGCUUCAUAAGGCAAAGCAAAAUUGA
Molecule: messenger RNA, 723 nt
Organism: Trichophyton rubrum CBS 118892
Lineage: Eukaryota; Fungi; Ascomycota; Eurotiomycetes; Onygenales; Arthrodermataceae
Exons: 3
Coding region: 1-723 (240 amino acids)
Source: RefSeq, a predicted model, not a curated record